Microsporum canis CBS 113480 is the source of this 2301-nucleotide messenger RNA. RefSeq lists its product as hypothetical. Gene Ontology annotation, biological process: regulation of transcription by RNA polymerase II; DNA-templated transcription. Gene Ontology annotation, cellular component: chromatin. The coding region runs from base 1 to 2301 and encodes 766 amino acids. Lineage: Eukaryota; Fungi; Ascomycota; Eurotiomycetes; Onygenales; Arthrodermataceae. Gene Ontology annotation, molecular function: RNA polymerase II cis-regulatory region sequence-specific DNA binding; zinc ion binding; DNA-binding transcription factor activity, RNA polymerase II-specific. The transcript has 4 exons. The record is from RefSeq and is a predicted model, not a curated record.
AUGGCUCCAGCAGCUUCAAGUUCGACGAAGAAGGCCUCGAUGCCGCCGGAGAGGAAGUACAAGUGCCAGUUCUGUCACCGUGCGUUUAGUCGGAGUGAACAUCGCAGUCGACAUGAAAGAUCUCAUACCAAGGAGCGUCCGUUCAAGUGCCUCAAGUGUAGAAGUACGUUUGUAAGAAGAGACCUGCUUCUUCGACAUGACCGCACAGUCCACGCCAAAGAUGGUGGGAUCCCUCUAGUUGCCGAGGGACGUCGACGUGGUGGAAAGGCCGCUGCAGCUGCCGCCGCCGCUGCUGCCACGAAUGCAAACGCCAAUACUGCCACCGCUCCACAGACGACCACGACAGCGGCCAAAGCUAGUCCGCCCAAGUCAUCUGUCACCAUCGACCCGGCCGCCCUGGAACAGAUCGAGGCCAGCAGUGACGGAAUGGUGGACCUGGAGACUGCUGCUAUGCUCAUGACCGACUUCCAGCACAAGGCUGCCGCCGCCGUCACCUCGAGUCAGCACCACAACCACGGGCACGCCCAAGAGUCCUUUGCGGAUCGCGCCAGCCUCAUGGAACCGUCGGUCUCGUACAUGUCCGGUAACGCUACUCUGCCCCAGAUGCCGUGGGACACCUUCAUGGCCGAUGUCAAGCCCACCAAGGAGUCGAGGGCCUCGCAACCCGUCUCUUCCUACCCAAGCACGCUCCAGCACCAGACUUUGGUCGCUCCAACCAUCGAACGAAGUGCCUCAAGUGAUAACUUGACCCCCACCAUGCAUUCCCUCGUCCACUCCCUGCCUGUCUCUGGCAACUCGACUCCCAAUGCACUCUCGCCUUAUCCGUCCAUGACCGGACCAGUCUCCCCAGUCAACUACAGACGGUCUCCUGGACCCAGCCAGAUCCUCACUCAGCCCAAGACCCCCCAGAUCUCAAGCGAUGCUGAGCGACAGGCGAUCGUUGACCGUCUAGAGUCAAGUGACAACAUGAACAUUCUCCCAGAGACCUUCAAGAUGCCAUCAACCGCAGUAAUGAAUCGGUAUCUAUCCACCUACUUCAACAUGUAUCACCACCAUUUGCCGUUCUUACACCCAGCAACUUUCACUCCCAAGGAUGUCUCCUCCCCGCUCCUCUUGGCGGUAUUGUCGAUCGGUGCUCUGUACACGUUCGAAAGGGAAGACGCCUUCAUGCUCCAUAUCGGCUCCAAGAUGCUUGUCAACCAGUUCCUCCAGCAAAAGGAUAACUUUGACUCAAGAAAAUGUCCCCUCUGGGCCAUGCAGAGUACCUUGCUUAAUAUGAUCUUUGAGAGCUGGAGUGGUGACUCCAAGGGACUGGAGUGGACUUGUUCUAUAAAGAGUCUGCUCGCCAACAUGGUCGCCGGCAACAGGUACCAGCUCAAGCUCAGAAUAGAUGCUCGCGAAGGCUCCACCCCCCGACACGCCGAGUGGAUCGAGGACGAGAGCUGCCGACGGACCUACUAUGCCGUCUUCGUCUUCUUUGGUAUGCUCAGUCUUACCUUCAAUCACAACCCAGCCCUCACCUUCAAUGAGUUUGACACUCUCGAACUCCCUUCCUCGGAGUCCCUCUGGAACCUGGAAAUCUCCAAUGAAUACACCUGGCGUCGGGCCCUGGGAGGCAGUUCAAAGAUCCUCACGUCCGACAGGCCCACGACAGCCUUUUACGCGGCGAGCCACACCCCUCAGAAGGGCCACCCGCUCAUCUUCAACUCCAUGGCCGUGUACCGCAACACUCGCGCCCGUCUUGAAGUCGAUCUCAAGUCCAUCCAGGAGGCUCUUCGCUACCACUCUCCCUACGAAGUAGCAGCAGCCAUGACCGUAGCCCGCGAAAAGAUCAAGCGAUCCCAGGAAAUGAACAAGGUAGUCACUCAGUGCUUCGAGUGUAUCGAGAUUGCUGCUGUCCAGGGUUUGAACUGGGUUGCCACUGCUUCUGCCACAAACUGGAGCAUCGAGCAUCCGCUCUGCGGCAUGGAUAUGAUGGUCAUUCUCAGCCUCUGGCUCUACCGUCUCGAGCAUGACGAGGAACAAGCCACGGAAGAUGAACUGGAGCUAUACUACAAGAUCCGUGGUCUCUUCACCAACGAGCUGGUCGAUCAGCAGGGCAAAGUAUGCUCUACCGUUGCGCGUGUCUGGGGCAACAUCCUCGACGGUGUUGUUGUAUGGGGAAUCACCAAACUCAUGGGCGAGGCAUUCAAGCUCCACUCCCAGGCACUUGUCGGCUAUCAAGACGCAGUCGCCAGCCCUGAACAGGCCCUCGAGCCAAUGCCAAUCAAGGGCCUUGCCAGCGUUGGAACCGCCUACUGA